AUGAAUAAACCUCACAGUAUGUCCGGCGGCAAGGACCCCAUUUUGCGCUUCCGUCAGGGCAUACUAAGCUUUUCUUCGGCAGGAAAGCUGCAAACGCGUCCACCAACAACCCCCAAGGCUCAAGACAGAGACCAACUAGUGAAAAUCGCUAAAGAAACAAUCUCAGUCCUCCCUGGUCUCCUCCUGACACGCCCGGAUGCAAAUCCAGAUGGCUACCUUUAUGAAAAAGACGCUGCCACACCCCUCGAUCAGAGCUUCUGUCCUAGGCUGCCAAAGACAAAAAUCCGGGUCAUCAGCAGCGACACAAUUGACGCCGCCCUCCAACUCAGUCACGGUCCAGCACAAAAGUCGGUCUGUGUUCUGAACAUGGCAAAUGCGAUUCGCGCAGGUGGAGGAUUCAAAAAUGGUGCCCUGGCUCAAGAAGAAGCCCUUUGCUACCGCACCUCUCUGCAUUUCACUCUCAAACUGCGCUUCUACCCAAUCCCAGACAAAGCCGCCAUCUACUCUCCUACUGUCCUCGUGAUCAGAGACAGUCUUGCAAAUGGCCAUAAACUUCUUGAUUGCCAAGACCCGAGAAAGUUGCCGGUCAUCAGUGUCGUCAGCGCUGCGGCCGUCUUUCAACCUAGUCUAGGUCACAGCCCGGCCGUGACCAACCAGGACACGAGUAAGUUCUACGCCAGGCGAGAAGACCGCGAGAUGAUGAGGGAUAAAAUGCGCGUUAUCCUUCGGACCGCCAUCAAGAACAGACACCGCAAGAUCGUACUUGGUGCGUUUGGCUGCGGAGCUUUCCAAAAUCCACCAAAGGAAGUGGCUCGCCUCUGGUCUGAAGUGCUCCAGGAACCAGAGUUCUCGGGCGGUUGGUGGGAGGAAAUUGUCUUUGCUGUGCUUCGCCAAGGGUCGUCAGACAGCAACUUCAAGUUAUUCUCACAAGAGUUAGAUGGGGUUCUGGUAUGA
This is a messenger RNA of Fonsecaea multimorphosa CBS 102226, 954 nucleotides long. RefSeq lists its product as uncharacterized. Bases 1 to 954 code for a protein of 317 amino acids. Lineage: Eukaryota; Fungi; Ascomycota; Eurotiomycetes; Chaetothyriales; Herpotrichiellaceae. The transcript has a single exon. The record is from RefSeq and is a predicted model, not a curated record.